This is a messenger RNA of Parnassius apollo (apollo), 213 nucleotides long. The record is from the annotation of a GenBank genome assembly. Lineage: Eukaryota; Metazoa; Arthropoda; Insecta; Lepidoptera; Papilionidae.
AUGACUACUGGGUGGUCAAAUGAAGAGACAUUCAAGUUCAUAGAACUAUGUCAGAACCAACCAGUAAUAUGGAAUCCUAAACAUAAAUAUCACAAAGAUAAAAAUAAGGUGAAUGAUGCAUGGGCUCGUAUUGCUGAGGAAAUGUUAGUACCAGUUUCCGAAAUUAAAAGGAAAAAAGAAACCUUUUUUAGCAGCUUUCCGGCUGAAUCAUAA